Messenger RNA from Hippocampus comes (tiger tail seahorse), 3615 nucleotides. Its product is annotated as retinoic acid receptor alpha-B-like. Gene Ontology annotation, biological process: retinoic acid receptor signaling pathway; cellular response to corticotropin-releasing hormone stimulus; regulation of transcription by RNA polymerase II. Gene Ontology annotation, molecular function: nuclear glucocorticoid receptor binding; zinc ion binding; RNA polymerase II cis-regulatory region sequence-specific DNA binding. The coding region runs from base 891 to 2276 and encodes 461 amino acids. The transcript is spliced from 9 exons. Lineage: Eukaryota; Metazoa; Chordata; Actinopteri; Syngnathiformes; Syngnathidae. Gene Ontology annotation, cellular component: nucleus; transcription regulator complex. The record is from RefSeq and is a predicted model, not a curated record.
GAGAGAGGGGGCGAGGCCAACGAGUACAGGCCGGAGGUUACCACAGGACACCGCCGGAACGCAACACAAAAAGACAUCAACGAGACGAAGCGUGCCGGCUUGCGUUGCGCUCUUCGGGCUGGCCGCCAUUGCACCGCCGGACCAAAAGUGUCUGUCCCCAUUUGACGCGUCGCGGCAGUUUGAAAGUGCGACGGCCCGCGGGGCGUGGGGGGCUUUUCUGCCUCGGCCGCCGCGUGGACUCGUUGAACCGGAGCGAGACGAGCGGCGCGCGCCGCCGACCGGACUGGACCUCUUGACUUCGAAGCGGUCCGUGAGCCACUUGGAGCUCCCGCGGGCGGCCUUGGAUUGAACCGACCGCACGCCGCUCGCUGGCUUGCCCGGCUCGCCGCAUUUGGAAGCCCGAAGAGCGCUCCGGCUUAGAGGAAUCGACGGACGUUUUUCUUUCGGUCUUUCUUUGAUUUGUUUUUUGGAAAGAUUUUCAAAUCGGAACCAGGUACGUUCGGACUCCUUCUAAAGUCAACACACACCACGUGUGUGUCGGUCGACGUGUAACGCCAUCCCGAUCGUGAUUUUAUUGUGGUGACGUCCUUGAAUUUCCACGCACUUGUCGCACAGUGAAUGUAAGAACAACUAGAAAGAGUGAGAAGAAGGUAUAAAUGGGUGCCGCGAUAUUGUGGGGGAGUGUGACAAAAACCGCGCUUCGUGGAGGGUUGAAAGGUCAAAAGGACGGGUCAUUUCACUCUGUCCCUUCCCCCUCUUCUUCGCCCAUCAGUGCACUAUGAAGAUGUGACCUGCCGUCUCCCUCCCUCGUCGGCUUUCAUUCUGGGUGUUUCUUCCUGCUGAAAUACCGAGAAAGCAAAACGGCGGCGGCGGCGGCGGCAUUCGCGGGGAUGUACGAAAGCGUGGACGUUGUGGGUUUGAGCCCCAGCCCCCGCAGCCCCAGCAGCGGCUCUUUCCUGGGCAUGGACUACUACCACAGACCACCGGGCUUGGAGCCCGAGCAAGGACUCCUGUCCGGCGUCGGGGGGCUUCAGAGGCCGUUCGGCGGAUCCCUGGUGAGCGGCAGGCACUGGAGCGGAUCUUGCCACUCAAUAGAAACGGAAAGCACGAGUUCUGGAGAAGAUUUGCUGGUCACAAGCCCCCCAUCUCCACCACCUCCGCCGCGCAUCUACAAGCCGUGCUUUGUAUGUGAGGAUAAAUCCUCCGGAUACCACUAUGGAGUCAGCGCAUGCGAGGGCUGCAAGGGAUUCUUUCGAAGGAGCAUCCAGAAAAACAUGGCGUACACUUGUCAUCGAGAUAAAGUUUGUGUCAUCAACAAAGUGACGCGCAACCGGUGUCAGUCCUGUCGCCUGCAGAAAUGCCUCGAUGUCGGCAUGUCCAAGGAGUUGGUCCGAAAUGACCGGACAAAGAAGAAGAAGGAGGAGAAGAGGCAGGCGGAGGUGGAGCUCUACGUCUUGUCAGCAGAAACGGAGCAGAUGAUUGAGCGAGUUCGUCGCGCGCACCAAGACACGUUUCCCUCUCUUGGUCAGCUGGGCAAGUACACCACGAAUAACAGCGCCGAGCAUCGUGUUCCUCUGGAUAUCAACCUCUGGGACAAGUUUAGCGAGCUGUCCACCAAAUGCAUUAUCAAGACAGUGGAGUUCGCCAAGCAGCUGCCCGGCUUCACGACGUUAACCAUCGCCGAUCAGAUCACUCUUCUCAAAGCGGCCUGCCUCGACAUACUGAUCCUGAGGAUCUGCACACGCUACACCCCGGACCAGGACACCAUGACCUUCUCCGACGGUCUGACUCUCAACCGCACGCAGAUGCACAACGCCGGCUUCGGGCCACUCACCGACCUGGUGUUCUCCUUCGCCAGCCAGCUGCUCCCCCUGGAGAUGGACGAUGCAGAAACUGGAUUACUCAGUGCCAUCUGCCUGCUGUGUGGAGACCGUCAGGAUCUGGAGGAGUCGGACAAAGUGGAUGUUCUACAGGAGCCGAUGCUGGAAGCUCUGAAGAUCCUGAUGAAGAUUACGGACCUCAGGAGCAUCAGCGUGAAGGGAGCAGAACGAGUGAUCACACUGAAAAUGGAGAUACCGGGCUCCAUGCCGCCACUCAUUCAGGAAAUGUUGGAGAACUCUGAGGGACUCGAGGGCCAAGGUGCCGGAAAAGGGAAGGGCAGAGACCGAGGAAGCGGCGAACACGAGCAAACAAAGCGCCGAAAUUCGAGCGGCGCGUCCCCGAUGUCCGUUCCCUCGCCCGGCCGGAGCCCCCCGGCCAGAUGCCCCUCCCCGUGAACGCCCACUCCUCAUACCUCUGCAUUGCACAGCGCCGCCGCCGCCACGGGGUCCCGCUCGAGCACCGUCCCUGCGCCGAGACGAACGUGGAUCAACUGUACAUUUUAUCAAUGGAGUCGGAAUGUUUGAAGCCAUAAACUUCAGCGGCGGCAUGUGGCGAUGCGCAGCGGCUGCGGAUCUGAUGUGUGACACGUUUUGCCUGCCUAAAUUAUGCGGUUGCAACGACGGUAUCGUGAGCGCAUGAUCAAGAUGUGACCGCUUGAUGCAUUUCAUGUAAAGUACCCCGUUCACUUGUCAACAAUCUUUUUGUAAAGAUCGUAUAGUUUCUUUUUGUUGUUGUUAUUGUUUUCUGGACAAAAAGAAUCGGGCUCUAUCGCUGCACCUCUCUGACUUCUCAGUCACGUGACAUUGUCAGAUAUGAACAGAUUUGAUGAAGGAUUAUGGGGUUAGUCUAUAUAUAGUUGAUAACCCUCUUAUGCAUUUUUCUCAUGAAAAGCCAUGCGUGUUAUGCAAAAUCGGUGCGUGUGUUUGUAUGUAAAAAGUUGCUGCGACAGACUGACAAAACAUAUUUUCUUAAAUUUACAUGAUAUAUUUUGUCUCCUUUAUCUCCUUCACUCCAUCAGUAUUCCCCCUUAAACGUCCCAUCUCCCACCCCCCCAAUGCACAUGGGGGGGGGGGGGUCGAGCGUGAAUCGAUUGUGCAGCCUCACUAAAACGAAUAUUGCCACUGAGAGCAAACAUAGUUCGUAGCAUCUGUGACAAAAGACACAGUCUGGGUUGUUUUAAAAUGGUCAACCCGUAGGUGGGCACUUUAAUCGACUGCGACAUCAUGAGUUCACGUCAAGCAAAUCUGAAUAUGUCUGUACUUGUCCCACUGUGUCGCUCGCUGUUCACACUGCCACUGGCUCACUUUGUAUGCAUUGCUACUACCGCGUGCAAAUUGUUUUACAAUUCCACUGUUGACCUGAUUCAAGGGGACCUAUUUUUGUGUUUACAGCUUUUUUUUAAUUCAACUGGCAUUCUGUCAUUCUCUCUUUUUUGUUUGCCUGAAUUCCAGUUCUCUCCUCCCAUACGGCUUCCAACCGCCGUGUGAAUGGGUGAGCUGGGCCCAGAGUUCAGCAUGACAUGAAAUUGUCAUGAAUGCUGACUUCAUUUUGGAGCGCCAUUAUUGUCUGGGGUUUUUACUUGGACCUCACUUGAAACUGGUCGUUUUCAAAGUGGACACCGGCCUUUGUAAAAUGAUCAUUUUUUUCUUAUUUUCGAGUCACCAACAGAAUUGCAACGAUAGGUUCCCUUUAAUAUGUGCUGUAGUUAAAGUCAAACGACAGCGAUAAACACAA